AUGCCUGACGGAGGCGGCUGGGCUAUAAUCAAAGCUCUCAUGAAGAAAAUCAAGACCUACGAUAACUGUGAUAUUCAUUGGGAAACGGAAGGUCGGGCCCUUUUGACGGACAGCCGAGGACGCAUCAAUGGACUGCAGGUUCGCCGAGCCAAUGCCCUCUUGGAGAAUUUCUAUGCCCCCGACGUGAUGCUGGCCAGCGGCGGAUUUGAAGGAAGCCAGGAAAUGCUGGCAAAAUACAUCGGUCCGAAGACACAUGAGCUUCAAAUCAUUGCACCCGGUCUCAAGUACAAUCGUGGCCAAGGACUGAAUAUGGCUUUGGAAGUUGGUGCCGACACCGCCGGGUCAUUCGAUAGCAUUCACUCUGAAAUGGUUGACACUCGCGCUACAAAGCCAGAUGCCGUUAUUUGGGGCCACAACUACGGUAUCGUGGUCAACGAGAACUGCGAGCGAUUCUAUGAUGAAGGGAAGCGACAUCUCUUUGCAACCUUUGAAAUGAUCGCGGUUGAACUGUGGCGUGACCAUAAAAACAAAGGAUUCUUCAUCACUGACGCUACUACAAUGAAACGCUUUCGUCCUGGCUGGGUCUAUGAAUCCACAGAUCAAGAGCCUGUUGAAGCAAAUAGUCUCGCUGAAUUAGCGAAAAAGCUUGGUCUAGAGGAGGCCAAGCUUGAGAAAACCAUUACCGAGUUCAAUUCGGCUUGCAAUGACCGUCCUCUGGACCUGAUGAAGCUUGACGGGAAAGCUACAACCGGCCUGAAGGUCAACAAAUCGAAUUGGGCCCAUCCCCUCAACAACCCUCCCUUCUAUGCUUUCCCCCUGACUACCCAAAUCACUUUCACCUUCGGUGGUGUAAAGGUCAACCCUGACUCCCAGGUUUUGACGCCCAACGGUGCGCCUAUUCCUGGUCUCUGGGCCACUGGAGAGCUUACCGGACUUUACUACAAUGGUGCGUUACGAAUUCCUUUCUGUGAUGAGAUUAAGAACUGA
Molecule: messenger RNA, 987 nt
Organism: Penicillium waksmanii
Lineage: Eukaryota; Fungi; Ascomycota; Eurotiomycetes; Eurotiales; Aspergillaceae
Exons: 1
Coding region: 1-987 (328 amino acids)
Cellular component (GO): plasma membrane
Source: RefSeq, a predicted model, not a curated record